Molecule: messenger RNA, 843 nt
Organism: Symbiodinium natans
Lineage: Eukaryota; Dinophyceae; Suessiales; Symbiodiniaceae
Source: the annotation of a GenBank genome assembly
AUGGCCUUGGGCGAAGAGUACGAGGAGGUGGAUGAUGAGGCAGAGCUACGAGCAGACAGGGAUCAGCAGAUUCUGCAAGAGGCUUGUCUGCCGGUCUCUGGCGCCCCAAUGCCACCCAGCGAGGGUCCACCCAAGGACGCCGACGAAUACCUGCGUCAAGUGCAGUGGGAGCGACUGCAUUGUCCAGAGAUUGUCGACGUGGAUGUGAAGGAGCGGCAGUCGAAGCGAAGAGUUGGCGGACCCCUCACUGGCAAGGAUGGCGCAGGGGGCCUCCUCUCUUUGUUCCAGGCACCGGAGGUUCCAGCGCGCUUCCGCCACGCGGAGGCAUGGGCCUCGGAUGCUGCUGCUUCGUUUCGGCACCUCCGGGGCCAAUGCGAGCGCCAGAAGGCAGGGAACGGAGCGCAAUCGCUCUCCUACGAGGAGUGGCGGCGGCAUGUCGCAAAGGAUCGACCUGACUCCCAGCUCAUCGCGGCACAGGACUUCGUAGGAAUCAACCACCUUGUGGUGGUGGCCAUCGAUAAGUUCGAGGCUGACUUCGAGGCCUUCCAGCAAGCCGCGCCAGACGCCGAAGGUGGGUUCCUGUCUGGCUUUCAAAGUGAAGGUAUCGACUCUGUCAGCGAGUGGAUAUUUGCGGCACUGGCGUUCGUGGAGGAACCUUUGGUAGACGACAUUCAAUACCAGCUGCAGCGACUGCGCCGCCUUUGCUGCCGCUUUGCCGAGGGCACGGCAUCUAAGGUUGGAAGCGACCUGGACACAGGUGCUGCUGGAGCAACGUGUGCUUUCCUCCAUCCGCGGGUGGCACUGCUGCUGGUCCUCGUGUCCGAGGUCUUUGGGCAGCACUGA